This is a messenger RNA of Stylophora pistillata, 3533 nucleotides long. RefSeq names its product putative ammonium transporter 1. Lineage: Eukaryota; Metazoa; Cnidaria; Anthozoa; Scleractinia; Pocilloporidae. The record is from RefSeq and is a predicted model, not a curated record. Gene Ontology annotation, cellular component: plasma membrane. Gene Ontology annotation, molecular function: ammonium channel activity. Gene Ontology annotation, biological process: ammonium transmembrane transport; ammonium homeostasis.
GCUGCCUGAGCAUCAUGGGAUUGAACUGCUCAAAGUUCGUUCGAUUUUCCACUCAACUUCAAUCAGGAUAUUGUUUCCUUAGAGUUGCGUUUAGGCUCAUUGUGUUUUUCACAAUAUGCGUGUUUUGGUGUUACAACUAUACAGCAAUAUACAAGGUCGCUAAUCAUUACGACAAAAGCACCAGUUGUCCAAAAUCAUCAUUGAAGAUCCAUGUACGACUUUUUGUCUGGUUGUACCAGUACAAAGGCCUUUCAAUUUUCCCUAUUGAGUGUUUCUCUGUGGUUAUUGCAUGUUAUUACGUAACGUUGAAUGAUGCAGCUACCUGCACUUUUACUCAGUAGGUAGCAUCCAAACUGAAAUUUUUACUUUCACAAAAUUUCAGUCCAACGACACUGGGUAUCAGCAAAGAUAAGUUUGGGAGAUAUAGAUGUGAUGAUUACAAAAGGUACGAUACUCACAGGAAAUAAUGGAUUCCCACGGAAAAAUCAGUUGCCCAGUGAUUUCUCACGCGUUAAAAUUUGCAAUCAGGUUGCAGCCAGGUUCUGUAGACUUUUCUGUUGAUGUUAACCAUUUUGGUUUUUAAGUAAGAAAAACGUUUUCUGUCAGCUCACAAAAAUUUUUGUGAUGGAUCCAACAUACAGGUAAACGAAGAAAUCGGAGUGCCUCCCAAGCAAUUCCAUGGCCAAAUGAAGGAGCAAAUAUAUGAAAACACACGGAAUAGCAAUUUAUUACAUUAUGCGUUGUGUAUUAUCUCGUUCACGUGUUGCAGAGUGUUUUUUCAUCUUGCAUAAAUAAAAGAGCGCGUGGACCCCAGACUUUGACCCUUAAUGAGACUGACUCAUAAGCUGUUUAUUUUGUCAAAUUUUUUAUCUUGUUGUUGAGUCAGACCGCGAGAACGGCCGAGUGAAACGACCAUAAAAUUACAGCCCUUGAACACAUCUAGUAGGGGGCAAUUAGAUCUAAAAGAUCUCCUGAAGAUUAGAAUAUGGUUAAACGGAAACUAUUAUAUGGAGAACAUGAGCAAACUUUUCUUAAAUUUAUGUCUUAUGUAACGAGGUAGGUUUUGAGGUGGGGUCAGUGGACAUAUUAUUUAAUUCCAGUUAGACCGGUUUUCGACAGAUGUAAUUUUGUAAAAACAACUCGACAGUGAUCUUCCGGUUGCUUUGUAUAGAGUCGAUCGUGGGUAUCAGAGGGUUGCAAAUAUCAAGCAACUUGUAUUGGCCCUUAUUAAGCUGUCUUAGUAAUCUGAUGCAUUUUCAUUGUACAAAGUGAAAUAAUUUGCGCUGGUAUUGAUCAUUGCAGAAGCAGAGGUCAAAAUGGCGAAGACAGAACUAGAGAUUUUGCAAGGAAACCUCGACCAAUUUUUUUUGAUUGUAAUGGGCUGCCUUAUUUUUUUUAUGCAAACAGGAUUUGCUUUUCUUGAAGCGGGCUCAGUAAGAUCAAAGAACACAACCAACAUUCUGAUCAAGAAUUUCCUGGAUGUUUUUAUUGGUGCAGUUGCCUAUUGGUUGUUUGGGUAUGCGUUUGCAUUUGGAGCUGAGGGCAAUGGCUUCAUUGGACACAAGUUCUUUGCACUGGCAGAUUUACCAGCUGAAAAAUACUCUCAUUGGUUUUUCCAUUUUGUUUUUGCCGCCACAGCAGCAACAAUUGUCAGUGGUGCCAUGGCAGAGAGGACAGAGUUCCAGGCUUACCUUCUGUACUCUGUGUUUCUCACUGGCUUUGUGUACCCAAUAGUCACUCACUGGGCUUGGGAUGGAAAUGGUUGGCUGUACAAGGGUGUGGAGUACACAAAAGACAAUGUAACCAUGUCUGUUACAUACCAGGAUUUUGCUGGCAGUGGGGUCGUUCAUGUUCUUGGUGGGACUGUUGCCUUAGUCGGAGCAGCUAUUGUUGGACCAAGAAUUGGAAGAUUUGUGAAUGGUGCCCCUGUGUUGCUUGCAGGCCAUACUGUACCAAAAGCGGCUCUUGGAGGAUUCAUCCUGUUUUUUGGUUUCCUGGCAUUCAAUGGCGGCUCACAGGCAGCCAUCGCUAGCGCAGGCGAUGCAGAUGCUGUAGCUCUGUCCAUCGUCAACACCGUUCUUGGGGGAGCUUCAGGUGCGCUGACUGCCAUGAUCAUCAAGCGUCUAGGCUUUGCAGAUAAAUACUGGAGCUUACUUUUCACCAUUAAUGGCGGACUUACUGGAAUGGUGGCUUUGUGUGCGGGUUGUAAUGCCGUCCAUCCUUAUGCAGCUUUUAUUAUUGGUACCAUUGCUGGAGUGGCUUACGUUGGAUGGAGCACUCUUAUGAUUCGUUUAAAGAUUGAUGAUCCGCUGGAUGCCGUGGCUGUUCAUCUCGGUGGGGGUUUCUGGGGCGUGUUGUCUGUCCCCAUCUUCAACAAGGAGAGUGGAAUAUUUUACGAUGGAAGCGCUCAUUCAUUCCGUUUGUUUGGCUGGAACCUCUUAGGAGUGCUUGUCAUUAUGGCCUGGUCGGCAGCAUUGAGUUUAGUCUUGUUCAUUGUGUUGCGUGUCACAAGGCUGCUUCGUGUCAGCCCAGAAAUCGAGGAGAAAGGUCUUGAUAUUCCCAAACAUGGUGAGCCCGCAUACCCACUGGCCAGUUACGGAGAUGGAUGGUCGGAGUCACCAACAGCACCAAGACAGACCUUGCCAUUCAGUCAUAAUAAUGGUGUCACCCCUGUCCAAAACUAUCCUGAGAAAGGAGGUGGAAUUGAUAAUCCAAGCCUUGAGGUCAUUGAAGCUCCAAACAAGAAUGAAACCACAGAGUUUUGAAUAUAACGGACUGUCUGGGCCAGAACUGACUGUCUGGGCCAGGUCAAGCCAAAUAUGGGGAGAUGAAUCUCUUACAUGAUAUAUACUAACUCACAGCACUUAUGAUAGUUUCAUGUUGCUCAGUUAUUGUUCCAUGCUGGAGCCACUGGCGAGCAAUACUUGAUGUAUAAUACAACAGAAUAAUUUCAAUUUACCUGAGAAAAAAUUUCAGCUUGAACAUAAGUGACCCAAAAUUGCUCAACUGUUAAACGCCAUUAGCAACAAAGAGAGGAAAGCAGCCUCCAUAUUUAUUUAGCUUUUAUCAUGCAAGAUGACAUUGUAUUAUUACAGUGAUCUUUAAGUUAACCCUUAAUAGUCUUUAGAUUUCGUUGAUUAGAAAGUACUUUAAUCUCAAGAUAGCAAUCAAAAUUUCAAGAUAGUAUACGAUCAGUCUUCGGACCUAUAUAUGGUGUGAGAGGAGUCUAGUCUCUAGCAGAUUAGGUGAGUAAGGAAGCCACAGUCUAUCCACUAAAGUCCAGUCUCCCUUCACCCUCCAAAAACCACAAAAUGUGUAUAUUCUUGUGACGGUCACCACAACAAAUCAAAAUAAAAUAAGUGCUUUUCAUGCUUUAAAAUGCAUGACUCACCCGCUAGGACUGAUAUUUCUAAGAUAUUAUGGCACAAUUAAAUUAUACCAUUGCACACAUCAUACAGCAUGUAAAUUUUCACCACCAACUACAUUUUUCACAAUGUGUGAGAAAGGGCAUUAAAGGAAUCUUUUUUAUGUCA